AUGAAGACCUCCAGCGCCCUUCUCCUGGCCUCUACCCUCGGCGGCGUCUUUGCUGCUCCCGCCUCUACCCAGAGCGGCGUCACCUUCUCUGCCACAACCACCUUCAACGGCAAGUCUCGUCACGUUGCCCAUGAUCUUGAGCGUGCCUUCAACAAGUACGUCCCUGCCGAGAAGCGCGCCGAGAUCCUUGCCUCGCUCGCCUCCUCCAACACGGCCCGCUCUACCGGCUCUGCCAUCACCAACCCCGAGCCCAACUCGGACCACGUUGAUGCCCUCUACCUGACCGAGGUCAAGAUCGGCACCCCCGCCCAGACCCUCAAGCUCGACUUCGACACGGGCUCCUCGGACCUCUGGGUCUUCUCCACCGACACCGACUCCUCCGUCGUCAACGGCCAGACCCUCUACAACCCAAAGAGCUCGACCUCUGCCAAGCAGAUCCCCGGCGAGACCUGGGCCAUCCACUACGCCGACGAGUCCCAGUGCUCCGGUAUCAUCUACUCUGACGAUGUCACUGUUGGUGGCCUUACCGUCAAGGGCCAGGCUGUCGAGUCUGCCCAAACUGUCUCCCAGCAGUUCACCGACGACGCCCAGAGCUCUGGCCUCCUCGGUCUUGCCCUCAGCAAGGGCAACACUGCCUCCCCCACCAAGCAGAAGACCUGGUUCGACAACAUCUCGGCCAGUCUCGACAAGAAGCUCUUCACCGUCCGCUUGAGACACCAGGCUGCCGGCUCUUACAACUUUGGUUACAUUGACUCCAAGCAGUACUCUGGCGCCAUCAGCUACACCCCUGCCUCUACUGACGACCUCGGCCACCGUCUCUUCAAGUCCAACGGCUACUCUAUCGGCUCGGGCGCCACCAAGUCGGCUUCUAUUACUGGUACUGCCGACACUGGUACUUCCCUCUUCAUCCUCCCCGACACCAUUGCCAACGCCUACUGGGCUGGUGUCAAGGGCGCUCAAAAGGUCGCCAUCAACAACGGUGCUGGUCACGCCUGGCUCUACCCUUGCUCCACCACCCUUCCCAGCUUCAACUUCAACGUUGGCAGCGGCAAGGCCACCGUCCCCGGCGCUGACAUGAACUUUGCCCCCAACGGCAACGGCCAGUGUGUUGGUGGUAUUGCCACCCUCAGCGGCCUCGGCGGCAUCUCCAUCUUUGGUGACGUUGCCCUCAAGUCCAACCUUGUCAUCUUUGACGAUGCCAACAACCAGCUUGGUUGGGCCAAGGGUCUCUAA
[Torrubiella] hemipterigena is the source of this 1233-nucleotide messenger RNA. The record is from the annotation of a GenBank genome assembly. NCBI's taxonomy places the organism in Eukaryota, Fungi, Ascomycota, Sordariomycetes, Hypocreales, Clavicipitaceae.